CAGGCUGGCCCCUCGCGUGCCGUUGGUCCGGACAGGCCAGAGGGCGCGGAGCCGGCUUGGGGCCCGAUGGAGGCGGCUCUGCCGCUGCGCCCGGUCUAUGUCUGUAGCCCAGAGUACCUGGCGCUGUGCGACUCGCUCUGCAAAGUGCCUAAAAGGGCCAGUAUGGUGCAUUCUUUGAUCAAAGCAUAUUCCUUACUUGACCACAUGAGGAUAGUCAAGCCCAAAGUGGCUUCCAUGGAGGAGAUGGCAAGCUUUCACACUGAUGCCUAUCUGCAGCACCUCAAGAAGGUUAGUGAGGAGGGGGACGAUGACCACCCGGAAUCAGUGGAGUAUGGACUGGGUUAUGACUGUCCAACCACUGAAGGUAUCUUUGACUAUGCAGCAGCUGUAGGAGGGGCCAGCAUCACAGCAGCCCAGUAUCUGAUGGACGGCAAGUGCAAGGUAGCGAUUAACUGGCCUGGAGGGUGGCAUCAUGCAAAGAAAGAUGAAGCUUCUGGCUUUUGCUACCUAAAUGACGCUGUCCUGGGCAUCCUGAGGCUGCGUCAGAAAUUCGACCGCAUCCUCUAUAUUGACUUGGACUUGCAUCAUGGGGAUGGUGUGGAAGAUGCCUUUAGUUUCACCUCCAAAGUCAUGACUGUGUCUCUGCAUAAGUUUUCACCAGGAUUUUUCCCAGGAACAGGAGAUGUGUCUGACAUUGGCCUGGGGAAGGGGCGAUAUUACAGUGUCAACGUACCUAUCCAGGAUGGCAUUCAGGAUGAGAAAUAUUACCAGAUCUGCGAGACUGUGUUGAAGGAGGUGUACAUGGCAUUCAACCCGGAAGCAGUAGUUCUGCAGCUGGGAGCGGAUACGAUAGCCGGGGACCCCAUGUGUUCAUUUAACAUGACUCCAGUGGGGAUUGGCAAGUGUCUGAAGUACAUUCUCCAGUGGCAGCUGGCUACUCUCAUCCUGGGAGGAGGAGGCUAUAACCUUGCCAACACAGCCCGCUGCUGGACAUACUUGACUGGGGUCAUCCUGGGGAGAACGCUACCCUCCGAGAUCCCAGAUCACGAGUUUUUCACAAAGUAUGGUCCUGAUUACGUGCUGGAGAUCACACCGAGCUGCAGGCCAGACCGCAACGAGCCACACAAAGUCCAAGAAAUCCUCAGCAUCAUCAAAGCUGAAACCUUGUCUGUCGGUACAUCCUCCACACUGGGUCAGAGACUUUCCCAGAUUAGAAGGCGGAAAAAGAAGACUCGGGAGGAUAUGUUCAAUGAGUUAGUGCGCACCUCCGAGAGUGACAAGAAGGAGCUCAGAGCAUGGAGGAUUGCACUGUCCGACAACCUGCACAUGGACAGAGAGGAGGGAGAGCAUGCAGGGAACAAGAGUGUGGCACACAGGAAGAGAUGCUGCGAAUUAUGAAGGAGCAAUCAGACAUGUUGAGGCAUCUGGUUGAGGUACAAGAAAGACAGCUGGAUGCUAGAGUCUCCCUGCAGCCUAUGCUGAACCUGUGCCAUCAUCGUCCAGUUCUAUGUCCUCCUCUCCCAACGGGGGAUGGGAGAGGAGAGGAGGAAGUUUUGUAUCCCUUGCACUCAAUACCAGGGGAGGGUACAAGGACCAGAAGGUGCUCAUUCCCACACCUUUGAUUGUUAUUGCAGUGCAUCUGUGUGAUGUUAUUAAUAUGAACUGUGACCGUAUAGCUCAUUGUUGCAACCAAGGUCAUAUAGUGGCACCAAAUCUGGUACAAAGGAGGUCAAGUAAUGUGUCUAUGAAAAGGUUAUGAUUUGCUGAUUGUGAUGAUGCUAUCUGUAUGCAUGUAUCAUUUUUGUAUUUAAAAGUUAUAAGUAUUGGCUUUAUGCUGUCUGUAUUUCAAACUUGUGCUAUGCUUCUGGGUGACAACCCAGACAAUUGGGCAUCAGCACUGCCUCGCCUGCUUGAUGGCCUAUUAAGGACCAUCAGCUAUACAACUGACCCAUUGAGAGAAGGCAGAUACACCUUGUGACUCAGCAAGGCAUGCAGGGACAUGCCUAUGGACUGAACUUUAAGGUUUUUCCAUGCAAUGUAUUGGGCAGCUUGUGUUUGGAACAAAGGAAGCACAAGCCACAUGGCAAAAGGACUAUAAAAGGCAGCUGCAUCAUCUCCAUUUUGUCUUCAAUCCUGCUUCUUACUUCUGGAGGAACUUUGCUACACUGAAGCUCUGAACAAAGAACUGAAUGACCCAUCCAAGCUGUGGAUGAACUCCAGAGACUUGAUUUGAGCCUGCAGUUUAUUCCAUCACCGCUACAAGCCUGAACCAAGAACUUUGCCAUUGCUGAAUGUAAUUGAUUACUUUGACCAAUUUUAGCUCUCAUCUAUAUUUCUUUCCUUUUAUGAAUAAGCCUUUAGAUUUUAGAUUCUAAAGGAUUGGCAACAGCGUGAUUUGUGGGUAAUAUCUGACUUUUAUAUUGACCUGGGUCUGGGGCUUGGUCCUUUGGGAUCGGGAGAACCUUUUUUCUUUUACUGGGUUAUUUGUUUUCAUAACCAUUCAUCCCCAUAAGGAGUGGUGCUGGUGGUGAUACAAGGGAACUGGAGUAUCUGAGGGAAUUGCUUGUAUAACUUCUGGUUAGCCAGUGGGGUAAAACCGAAGUCCUCUCUGUUUGGCUGGUUUGGUGUGACUUAAUAAUAAAGGACACCCAGUCUUGGGCUGUGACUGCCCUGCUCUAAGCAAUUUGUCCUGAAUUGGUACUCUCAGUUGUCCUGCCAGAGGCUGCUUUGUUACAAUCUGUAAGCAAGCUGUCCUUGUCUCUCCCCCCACAAUGUUAUCAGACCUUUUGCCCAAGGUUAUCUUACUUUUCUUUGCUGUCUCUGUGUGUUUGAGUGCACA
This is a messenger RNA of Caretta caretta (loggerhead turtle), 2839 nucleotides long. It is a transcript of the gene HDAC8, whose product is annotated as histone deacetylase 8. The record is from RefSeq and is a predicted model, not a curated record. Gene Ontology annotation, molecular function: histone deacetylase activity. NCBI's taxonomy places the organism in Eukaryota, Metazoa, Chordata, Testudines, Cheloniidae. Gene Ontology annotation, biological process: heterochromatin formation.